Molecule: messenger RNA, 2625 nt
Organism: Phytomonas sp. EM1
Lineage: Eukaryota; Euglenozoa; Kinetoplastea; Trypanosomatida; Trypanosomatidae
Source: the annotation of a GenBank genome assembly
AUGGAACAAAAGGAUGCAGGUGCAACUCAGGAGCAAUCCAUACAACACACAGCAGGGACAAACAAUGACACCCAAGGGUCCUUAUUGCAACUGGUAGCACCUUUUAUCGAAUCGGCUCCGCCUGGCAAGUUAAAAGAGGUUGUGUUUCACCUAAAGAGUCUUUUACUGAGGCUUCUGGCGGUGCGAAACCACGGAGCGCCGCCGCACAGCCAAAUCCCAGCCAAUGAGCUUCACAACUUUCUUCAAAGCUGCAUUCCUGCACUUUGCCUCCGCCGUAUUCUUCAGAAAGAUGGAAGCAUUGCUUCUCUCGCUACCACUAAGUUACCCCAGUUUCGGGAUCAGCUUUCGCAAAGCACCACGAAUACAAGGGACGACGGUAAGGUGAGCAGUGGCCUUGCACAGCGAAGGAUUCAUUUAGUGCUUAGCCACACUAAUCAUCUCUUGUCUUGGGUAAUAAAAGUGAAUAGCGCGAAAAGCGUUGAUGGGAGCGGAUAUGUGUGCGAUGCGGAGCAGGUUUCUCGUGGAAGCGCGUCGUCAUGGCAUCAGCAGAGGUCAAUGCUGAGUGCCAGUCUUUCGGACCUCACUGCUUCGUUACCUCCUGGGAUAGCGGCCUUACCUUCCUAUGGUGUUGACAUCAAAAACGAGAACAUGUUUCCGUGGCUUAGUGAUCAUACGGAGACUUCCCAUAGUACCGUCGAGAACAGCUUUUUAUCAGCUGCGGCGACUGAAACCGGGCGACGAGGUAGAAAAAAUAGGUUCUGUAGUAGCUUUGAGGGGGAUGCCAAUACUAUAGCCAUCUUGAGUGACUUGAAGAAAUUUUUUAGCCACGUCCCGUCUAUAUUUCUAGCGGGAGGAAAUGAGGAUCCUGAGGUGAGGAAUACAAAAGACAAUUCUGGUUCCGCACAAGAACAUGGCCCUAGUUCAGGGGAUGAAGAGGCUGAGGUAGAGGAGGAAGAGGAUUUAUUCCGUGACCUGUAUGCAGUGAGUUAUGGGUUUGAUCGUCUCGAGAACGUUUUUUUUGAUCUUUAUUGGGGGCUUUAUGUGGAAAUAGAUGUUGUCGUGGGCCGUUGCAUUCGUGUGAUUUCCUUUAGUGCAGUUGACGAAGCCAUUUCAUCGGCUCAGGACUUACCAACAUCUUUAUUUUAUUUGUUUCACCAAGAGCUCAAACUGCAGCGUCAACCUGAGGGCAAGGACACCGCCAAGGAGGCUGUUGGAGCUACAGAACACGUGAAUUCAGCAGAAGGUGCUCUUUCUGGAGCUGCAGACCGUAGUAACGAGCUUGGGGUCAAUAUCCCACUGUUUGAUACUCUCUUUUCCGGGGUGCGGAAGAGGCUGGAAACAGAGCUUCAAGCUCAAUUCCAAUCUUUCGAGGAUAACAGUGUUGCGACCUAUGUGGGAGUCAAGGGAUUAGAUAAAGAGGAGAAUCUGAGCAACCUUUUGAAGGAAUAUCGUGAGAAAUGGUCUGCCGCGGGCGUGGCAAAGAUGAGGGAAAAUGACGCAGGUGCGCCAGAUCCGCCGCUCGCUUGGCGAGUGGCGGAUCGCAUGGCCAUGGGUGCGGCGAGCGCCUUCACUGCCGUGGUGUGGCUGCGCGGAUUUCUUGUUAACAGUAGGGUGGAUCUCUUACCAGGAGAACACAUGGAAGCUGAACCGCCGGUUGCACCCAAAGUUGCGAAUCCCGAACCCAUCAUUGCCUUGGAUCCCUCGCCGCGCGAUCUGAAUAGUAGCACGCAGCCGGAUAAACCAUCGGUAUUGCCCUCAACACUUUCUGUUACAUAUUCCAAAUCACGGGGUGCGCCUGUGCGGGGUUGGUGUAGUAUGUGGACCUCACGCUAUGAGCUUUGUCGUGCGGAGCAGCGGCACGGUGGAGUGGAUUUAGCUUCACCGAAGGACUUUUCUCUCCAUAAGCCGUGCGGCGCGGAGGUAAUUUCAGACGAUAGCCCUCAAUGCCAUCGCAGGGCUUUGCCUCUGGGCGUCGCCGACGCCCCUGAUGCGCCCUCGUCGACACCUCCAGGCAACGACGGCAAGGCGCUUAAACAAACAAACAACAUGACUGAUGAUGGCGGCCCAUCCUUGGAAUCCUACAAGUCGCCGUUUGAUGUGACCACGCGCGAAGCCUGCUCGUUUAUCAUUUCCGCAACGAGUGAGGUGUGGUUGUUUCACGAACCGGCUGCGGGUGGCGGCACUGACAACACGCGCUCGGAUUUCAUUCAUUCUUCCUCCGAGGCGGGGUGUGGUGGUGCCUGGGGCAUUCACAACCAGGAAACUUCCGCUGCGUUUCCUGCUACCCCUGGGGGUAUGCAUCAGCGGUGGGUUGUGCGCUGCCCAAUGGAGGGGUUACCGACGGCGAGUGUUAAUGUAGACGUGGUCACCGACGCGGUGCUUGCUCGAAUCAGCAAGCACGAACAGAUGGUUCGAGAUUCGAUUAUACGUGUCUGUAACAGAAUUCUACGGCCAAAGCGGUUGAUAGGGAUAUGCUAUCCGCAUCAGGAAGCGAAGUCCCCAUUGUCAUCCUUGCUACCACAAUGCAUUCCAUUCUUGGCUUCCAAAACAAACUUUGAUCCACUGCGAUACGAUGAGAGUAUUUUGUGCGUUCCUUUCCCUACCCCUUCACAGGAGGAAUCCUGA